Molecule: messenger RNA, 1240 nt
Organism: Xylona heveae TC161
Lineage: Eukaryota; Fungi; Ascomycota; Xylonomycetes; Xylonales; Xylonaceae
Product: Frataxin
Exons: 3
Coding region: 287-907 (206 amino acids)
Biological process (GO): intracellular iron ion homeostasis; iron incorporation into metallo-sulfur cluster
Cellular component (GO): mitochondrion
Molecular function (GO): 2 iron, 2 sulfur cluster binding; ferric iron binding; ferrous iron binding
Source: RefSeq, a predicted model, not a curated record
GUAUGACUGUUGCUGGUGGGAUGAUACAAUAUUCCGAUCCUGUCGGGGUCCGAUGAGAUGAUUCGAUACUUGUAACUACACACAGAUUGUAUUGGGGACCAAGUACAGAAAUACAGUUUAACCGUAAAUCAUAGCUGGUGCAGGGUGGUCCGAGCUCCUCUGUUGAGCUGAUUGAUUCUCCCUCGUUGGAUUCAACUGACCUGCCAACAACUCUCUUCUCUCAUUAAUUCUCUCUUCUCCCUGUUAAAAAUACUCCAUCUGCUCAGAGCGUACUUCGUCCUUCGUCAUGUUUUCUCGCUCCCUUGCCAAUGCUGCCAACCAAGCUCUUCGGAGCUCCGGCAUGAGGUCCAUCCCACGGUCCACGAGCAGAUAUGUCUCUGCUGCGUCUCUCAGGACAGCUGGUCCCCGUCUGACUGCUCCCGCGGGCAUCCGUGCUCUCCACAUGACCGGGCCCUCGACGAAAGGGCUCUCGCCCGAGACGGCGGAGCCCCAGCCCAAGGACAAUGUCUUUGCCACGCAUGUUGCCGCACCAGCGGACAUUUCGCUUGAAGAGUACCACGAGCGGUCUGAGGAGUUUCUGGACUCGUUGCUCCUGAAGCUCGAAGAGUUGGCCGAGCAGAGAGAGGACGUGGAUGUCGAGUACAGCGCUGGCGUCUUGACCCUGGCGUUCCCUCCCAAUGGCACCUACGUCCUGAACAAGCAACCCCCGAAUAAGCAAAUCUGGCUGAGCUCGCCCAUCUCCGGCCCCAAACGGUACGACUGGGUGAUCCAGGGCGAGUCCAUGCACGAAAAGGAAGGCUGCGGUGUUGGGGAAUGGAUCUACCUCCGUGACGGAAGUACCCUGUCCGACUUGCUCAAGAAGGAGCUCGGCGUGUACAUCACCGCUACGGAUCCGUCUGCUGCCUGAGCGCGGAGCAUCAGUCAUAACAACUACAGUUAUAUUGCCGGAGUUGACACGUCCACUGAGUUGACGUCUGGAGUUGAGGCGGGCAUAUUGACUUUCAAUCCUUGUAUCCCAUUUCUGAUUAUUCACACUGAGGAUGUGGUACCUCUGUUUAUGAGCGAGCAUCUAGUCUCUGCAGUCACAAAUAUAGUGUCAUUCUGUCUAUGCAAAUUCUUGUGAUAUUGACUGUCAUGUCCUCCAGCCUUAUCGAUCCAUCAGACCACGCCAUUCAGCCUCGAUGGUGCUAUCUUCAACGCUUUCUUGCAAUCCAGUAUCUUGUCUUGCUACAAGAUCUAG